UGAAGAAUCGUUUUGACGACAUUGAAGGGGGCAACUUUAUGCAGGAUGUCACCAACUGGAGAGACUCAGGACGCACAGCGACAGACCAGGAUGGGGGCAUGCAGGUCAGUUGUCAUAGACAUGGUCAAAUUGAUUAUUUGGGUUCUCAUAUUUCAAAUGGUGUUGGGGAUAUGUUUCUAAUAAAAUGUUUCUGAUGAAUACAAAACACAGAUGUCAGAUAUGCAAGAGGAAACUCUUGUCAAAAUGGAGAACCUUGACACCAGUAGAACAGAAGGUAUUUUUAUGCAACUUAUCAAAUCUAUGCAAUUUACACUUUAUGUUGAGUGAAGCCGUCAAUGUUUAUUGCAGUAUUUGAUUAACUUCUUAGUCAUUACCCAUCAUUAAUAAAUAAGGCAAAGAAGAAUCAGUCUCCACUACAGGAAGCUGAUGUUGUGCUUUACUUUGCCCCAUUUCAGAGAUUGUCCAACCGGUCAGUGAGAGCAGUGAGAAGACCGUUGUGGAAGAACCAGGUUCUUCGUCAUCUACUGAAACCACAUACCUUCUGGACCAGCAGGGCAACAGACACAGCGCUCCAGACACCGCACUCAAUAUAGAACCUGAAAACCAGACGUUCCAGCAUCCAGCGUCACCAUACAACAGUGAAAGACAGGACCAUCAGGGUGCUGAGUGUGUGACCUGGGAAACUGACCAUCAACCCAUGGCAUACAGACUGUCUCAAUGGAGAGAGAACCAAGAGACUGACAACCGAACUGUGAAUGCUCCUCACAAUGCAGGGCCAGACUCCAAGAGGCUGUCUGAACAUCCAGAGAGGAGAGGGGCACCUGGUAACUCUGGGGUCUGCAUGUCUGCUUUGGGCUCUAUGGACUGGCUGCCUGAUGUGGUGCUGGUGGACUCGGUUCCUAUUAAAGUGGAGGCAGAUAUGAGUUCAGAAUGGACGGGUCAAGAGGCCACAUCUGGAGAGGUCUGUUCAGAGGGCAGGCAGCUUGUGGACAACAGAGGAAGAGGGGGAAUGGAGUCUGGACAGACAAAGUGUCCCACUGACACUCAAAACACAGAGCAAGGGACAACUGUAGGAUCAAGGUCCAAGUUGCCAGAUUUCAAUGGACUGUCCACCCGAAACAGCUUUUCAUCCCCAAGGGUUACUCUCCACCAGGUUCCCCAAAGAGGGAAGCAAGCCCCCUUCCCGAAUUUCAACAGAGGCUCCACUUCUUCAUCAAAAGCCAUAGAAAAGCAGCCACAACAGCUAACGUCUCGCUCUGCCAAGAGACAUCUCCGGUGCAGCCUCUGCGGGAAGACCUUCCCCCAGGCGUACCUAAGCAGGCACAUGCGGGUCCAUACGGGGGAGAAACCGUACGGCUGCAGCCACUGCACCAAGCGCUUUCUCCCACAGCCACCAGCUGAAGAGGCAUGAGAGGGUGCACACUGGAGAGAAACCGUUUCAAUGUGUCUACUGCGGGAAGUGCUUCACCCAGUCCUGCCACAUGAAGAAGCACCUCCUCGUCCACACUGGCGGCAGGCCACAGGACGUUGGGCUGCCGUAAGUGUUCCAGGGUGAAGUUUCAACUAGGCACAGAUCUAGGAUCAGCUUCCUCUCCCACAAUCCUAACCUUAACCAUUAGUAUAAUUUUUUUUUUAACUGAUCCAAGAUCAGCAUCUAGGGGCAACUUCACAUUACUCCUCCAGUGUAAUUAUAGGCAGUACCAGGAGUUUUUCCUCACCACGUGACCAGACCAGGGAAAAACUCUUGGCCCUAGUUGUAAGGGUAAUCUCAACACUACUGGGGUUUUCAUAUGAAUACUGGUUCUGUGUGUUUUUCAGUUUGGAUGGGUUUCCACAUUGAACACUUCCCUCUGUGUGUAGUGGUUGUGUAUUAAGUUCAACUGGCUUGAUGCUUGGUCCAGAGUGGAUUGAUAAUGUAUGUUAUUACAGGUGAAGAUUUUAAACAUAUUUUAGUCAGUUAGCAGACGCUCUUAUCCAGAGCGACUUACAAGAUCAAUUAGGGUUAAGUGCUUUGCUCAAGGGCACGUCGACAGAUUUUUCAGCGUGGUUGGCUCUGGGAUUCCAACCUGCGACCUUUCGGUUAAUGGCUCAACGCUCAUAACCGCUAGGCUACAUCCUUAUGAAUUUGUAUCGGUGCAGUGGUUAACCGAAGUAAAAUAAUUAAGACUUCAUUUCCAUUAACCUGUCAACAAGAUGGAUUCCCUAUCAGACUGAUAGGCUGUAAAGAUGGAAAGGGAAUUCAUAUCGGUGAAAGAACAGUAAUUAAGAAUUCAGGAAGCUCUGGACAGGUGCCUGGCGAGCAAGGCCUGUUGGUGGUCGAGAGAUCGUUGUUCGACUCUGUUCGUACCUGGACGCAGAGAAGAGGAGGAGGAAGGCUCAGGGUUCCCGGAGGCCAGCGCACUCCUGGCACGUGGAAACGGACCUGGCGACCCAGCAGUUGCAAGGAGAGAGAGUGCUGACUGAAUGGUAGACUGUCAAUGGUUGUGUUUAUACAGGGUUUAAUAUGGUUGGAUUUGUAGAGAGUUCAAUAAAGCCAUCUUGAUACCCCUUUACCUUUCCCAUCAUAUUCUGCAUAGGAAAACCCUUGUCUAUUCACAGUUGCAAUGAGUUUUUGAGUCCCAGAAUUAGAAUGAAUAGAAUUAGAACCCAUUCCAUCAGAAUUCUCUGGUUUAUUCCUUUCCAUUCUGACUAUGUUUUUAGUAGGCUAAACAGGUUAGGAUGUGCACCAGCACUCUAGAACCAAGCUACUCACUCACCUCUUCUUUAUUCCCAGAAUCCCCACAGGUACCCUGGUCUGGGGAAACCUCAUCUCCUGGAGGUAAAUACAGUACCUGUAGAUUUAUCUCCCCUAAAACAGGCAGAACAUCACCUUCCUGAUAUCAGCAUUUGAAACCGCUCACUCUGUUUUUGAUUCUCUGUUCAUGAUGCUACUGAAAAUAACAUUUAGAUUACCAUUUAUAUAAUAAAUAUACUUAUAAGGAUGAUUCCUCACAAAACUAGAACAAAAAAAUGAUGAUUUUGGGGAUUUCCACGAAAUGUAAUCCAUAGAAGGGUCCUUUGGAGGAACGAUUGUUGACAUAUAUUUGACAUUUGUAUCUUAUAGCAUAAUUGAGAAGUAAUUAUUUGAAGUUAGAAUAUUUGUGACAUUUUGGCCUUACCCAGGCCUCCUUUUAAGACUCCAUGUUUCAUUUGUAGGUGCUACAAAGCAACAUUUGGUGUCAUAUACAACUUUACUGCUUGCUCUGUGAUAUGAGUAGUAUAUUGAUUGCAAUAACACAUUUCUUGCAUUCAUUUAUGAAUAUUUACAAAUAUAAACAUGAAUAUUGAAAGUAUACCUCUGUGGCGUUUUUCAAUUUUAUUUUCCAACAUAAUUCAAAGUUCUGCUAGCUUUAAAGUUAUGUCCCCUUUUAUACAGAUACAUUGGCAUAGUAGACAAUGUAACCAAUCACAGCCCUCCUUUUACGUGUCAUUGCACAUCCUGCAAAUCAGAGGGUGACCAUUUUGAAUCCAUUUUCACAUUCACUCUGUUGGUAAUGCUUAGAAAUGUGUUUAUAAACUCUAAAAGUUGCAGAGAUCGCACUCUGUAUCUUUGAUAUGCCCAUAGUGUAUUAUGUUCAACAAUAUACUGAAAUAUUUGCCUAAUCAAUAAUGGUAUAUUUUCAAUAUUCAUGUUGAUAUUUUUCUAUAUUCAUAAAUGUAUGUAAGAAAUGUGUUAUUGACAUCAAAAUACUUCUCAUAUGACAGUGCACACAGUAUAGCUUCAUAUGACACCAUCUAUUGGCUUGUUGCACCUACAGAUAAAAUAUUAUGGAGUCUUAAAUGAGGCCUGUGUAAGGCCAAAAUGUCAAAUAUUCCAACUAUAAUUAGUUUUCUCGAUUAUGCUUAAAGAUACAAAUGUCAAAUAUAUAUCAACAAUCCUUCCUCCAAAGGACCCUUCUAUGGAUAACAUUUAGUGAAAAUCCCCCAAAUCAUAAUUUUUUGUUCUAGUUUCGUGAGGAAUCACCCAUAAAUGUCUUAUAGAGUUUGACAUGUAGCCUACUUAGUGACUUUCCUGUCCUCUGGUUCAACGACAAACACUUAGUCGAUAUAGGCAAUUAAAACACUGAAGGCAUUGAAUUGAUUCAGUUGCUUGCAGCUUCCUCUGGAGUCACUGGUAUGGAUCUUCCGGGAUGUGCUGUGUGUGGAGGGGAAGAGAGGCAACUGGAACCUGUCUCUGGUCUGCAGAACCUUCAAUACCAUCCUGACAAAUGAAAUCAUCAGGAAGUACUCCACAGGGAAGGUUAGUAUCGAUAAUGACAAAUCAAAAAAAGCCUAUGGUAUACUGGCAAAAAAAUAUAUUAAUUGAUCCAAUGUCAUGCAGUGCUCUGAGAGAAUUUCAUGUAUCAUAUGUGUCCCCAAAAAUCUUUCCAGAUAAAGCAAAGUCUUGAAUCUCGUUCUGUGAUUGGUUGUUACAUUCUUACAAACAUAACUGUAUGUCAACACUGCGCGCAAACACCUCAAAGUGUCUGUGUCCAAUAGACUUAAGAUUCUUUACUUGUGCAUUCGUAUUCCAUGUAUUCCAUUCUGGUUUGUGUCUGACAAUCUUUUGACCUGUUCUGUGUUUCUUUUCCAGAGAUCCAAUCCUGAACCCCAGUCGUUACUGAAAGGAGGAGAAGCCAGUACGUUGUGGUUACAGGUUACUGUUAAGGAUGACAUAACCCAUUAUAUGCUUGCUGCACUGCAUACACCUCUAUUACCAAUGUUUUUUUUUAUUAACAAUUUUCUAAUUUAUUUUUAAAACAAAAAUAUACAUGUUAAGUUGUUUAGCUAUUACUCAGGACUAUCAGAAAUCCCAUUGGCUAUUUAGCCAUUAUAUAUUCAGAUUUUUGUUGUUGUUUAGAAUUAGAGUGCAUUCUCAGUGCUUGCUUCAGUUAACCCUUAGCCUACUCUUUGAUUUACUUACUUUUAACUGAAGGAAUUUAUUUAUUUUGGGUUGUGUGCAGAUUGUGUUUGUGUACUUCAACUAAAUAGUAAAAUAAUAAUUUUUGCACAAGGUGUGUGUUUGAUUUAAUUCACUACUUCAUUGAAAGUCAAAAGGCUGAUUUUAAAUGUUUUUAUUCCUUUUAGUAGCAGCUACAAUAUGAAACAGCAACAGGUGGCAAUGUUGGAAGUUGGAACUAACAUAAGUCGUGUGUAAUAAACCUUUAUUUUGAAAAGCCAACCUUUCUUUUGAAAAACGAUCCAGGAAGUAGCCGACAUUAUUUUGUUUAUGGAACAAAAAGAGACGUGUGAAGAAGCGUACCGUCUGUGUUGUAAACUGUGAAGUCUGAAGACGUUGACUGAACACUGCAAUGCAAAUUACUAUAACAUAAGCGUUUAACAAGGAUAUGUCCGAUACAGUAGCCUUUCAUGCUCAGCUAGCCUCCAUCAUUGAGGUUUUGGCGAAUGCAGCCGUUGCCGAAAUCUGCAAACUUGUAGAUGACGGUCAUGCUGCCUUACGGUUGGAAAUUUCCAAUAGCCAGAAAGAAAUUGAUAACCUGCGGAGGAAGCUGCUUUUGACCAAAUUCCAGAAUUCUCGACGGAGCGCAGAGAAAUUCGGAGCCCUGCGACGCACAGUUCACAGACGCGUGGACAACGAUCAUUUUGCCCGGGCAAGAGAGAGCUUCGUAGGAAAGUCCGACAGACUUGGAUAUUGUAGGUUUUUUACCUUAUUUCAAAACGUUAAAAAUAAUGGGUCUUGUGAAAUAUAUAACGUUUAUGAGCGUUAAUUCUUUUCUGGUGCAGUGCAGAAUUGUUUCGCCGACAGUGAAGGGGGCAACUUUACGCAGGAUGUCGCCAACUGGAGAGACUCAGGAUGCACAGCGACAGACCAGGAUGGGGGCAUGCAGGUCAGUUGUCAUAGACCUGGUAAAAUGUAUUAUUUGUUUUCUCAUAUUUCAGAUGGUGUUGGGGAAAUGUUUCUAAUUAAAUGUUAAUGAUUAAUACAAAACACAGAUGGCAGAUAUGCAAGACGCACCUCUUAUCAAAAUGGAGAACCUUGACACCAGCAGAACAGAAGGUAUUUUUGUUGAAUUUAUCUAAUCUAUGCAAGUUACACUUUAUGUUGCUUGUGUAAAGCCUUCAAUGUUUAUUGCAGUAUUUCAUUAACUUCUUAGUCAUUACCCAUAACUAAUAAGGCAAAGAAGAAUCAGUCUCCACUAUAGGACGCUGAUGUUGUGCUUUACCUUGCCCCAUUUCAGAGAUUGUUCAACCGGUCAGUGAGAAGAUAAUUGUGGCAGAACCAGGUGCUUCAUCAUCAUCUGAAACCACAGACCUUCUGGACCAGCAGGGCAACAGACACAGAGCUCCAGACACCACACUCAAUAUAGAACCUGAAAACCAGACGUUCCAGCAUCCAGCGUCACCAUACAACAGAGCAAGGCAGGACCAUCAGGGUUGCUGAGUGUGUGACCUGGGAAACUGACCAUCAACCCAUAGUAUACAGCCUGUCUCAAUGGACAGAGAAGCAAGAGACUGACAACCAAACUGUGAAUGCUCCUCACAAUGCAGGGCCAGACUCCAAGAGGCUGUCUGAACAUCCAGAGAAGAUAGGGUUGCCUGGUAACUCUGGGGUCUGCAUGUCUGCUUUGGGCUCUCUGGACUGGCUGCCUGAUGUGAUGCUGGUGGACUCGGUUCCUAUUAAAGUGGAGGCAGAUAUGAGUUCAGAAUGGAGUAUAACGGGCCAAGAGGUGACAUCUGAAGAGGUCUGUUCAGAGCGCAGGCAGCUUGUGGACAACAGAGGAAGAGGGGGAAUGGAGUCUGGACAGACAAAGUGUCCCACUGACACUCAAAAGACAGAGCAAGGGACAACUGUAGGAUCAAGGUCCAAGUUGCCAGAUUUCAAAGGACUGUCCUCCCCAAACAACUUUUCAUCCCCAAGGGUUACUCUCCACCAGGUUCCCCAAAGAGGGAAGCAAGCCCCCUUCCCAAAUUUCAAUAGAGGCUCCACUUCUUCAUCGAAAGCCAUAGAAAAGCAGCCGCAACAGCUAACGUCUUGUUCGGCCAAGAGGCAGCUCCGGUGCAGCCUCUGCGGAAAGCCCUUCCACCAGCCGGCGCACCUGCGGAGUCACAUGCGGGUCCAUACGGGGGAGAAACCAUACGGCUGCAGCCACUGCACCAAGCGCUUCUCCCACAGCCACCAGCUGAAGAUGCAUGAGAGGGUGCACACUGGAGAGAAACCGUUUCAAUGUGUCUACUGUGGGAAGUCCUUCACCCAGUCCGGCAACAUGAAGAAGCACCUCCUCGUCCACACUGGCAGCAGGCCACUGGAUGUUGGGCUGCCCUGAGUGUUCCAGGGUGAAGUUUCCCCUAGGUACAGAUCUAGGAUCAGCUUCCUCUCCCCCAAUCCUAACCUUAACCAUUAGUAGAAAUACAUUCUUAACUGCCCCAAGAUCAGCAUCUAGGGGCAACUUCAUAAUACUCCACCCGGCGUAGGAGUUUUCCCUCAGAACGUGACCAGACCAUGGGAAAACUCCUGGCCCUAGUUGUAAGGGGAAUGGCUCCACACUCGUUGGGUUUCCAUAUGAAAACUGGGUCAGUGUUUUUAACAGUUUGGAUGGUUUCCACAUUGAAUGGUUCCGGUGUGUAGUGGUUGUGUUUUCAGUUUACUGGCUUGAUGCUUGGUCCAGAGUGGAUUGAUAAUGUAUAAGUUAUGACAGAGACCCGAUCCUGAGCUAGCCUGACGACUAACACUAAAUCCUUCCGCUGCUCAGUCGUUCGCUACAUACUUUAGUCUGAGACUGCCAUCAUUGAAGUCGUUUGUGGUGACGAGGGGCACGAGGGGUGUGGUACAAAAUAAAGUAAACAGUAAUUGGAUCGUCUCUAACCAAUUAAGAGUAUCCACGGCAAUGACACAUUUUCAAACCGCAGCUUUAAUCACGUGUUUUCUGACUCUGGCACAACCCAAUCGGUUUCUGGACCAAUCAGACAGCCCUGAAUGUGUUCGCAUUCGGUGAAGGGUCGGAGAGGUACUCAAAUCUAGACGCAUUGCUCUGAAGAAACUGACGUCCGUGGGCGUGGCUUAGGGUUUGGUUAGCCAGACAAAUCAUGAACCCCAGUAGUAUCUGACAGGAGGAGAAGCCAGUACAUUGUGGUUACUGUGAAUGAUGACAUAAACCAUUACAGUACCAGUCAAAAGUUUGGACACACCUACUCAUUCAAGGGUUUUUCUUUAUUUUUACUAUUUUCUACAUUGUAGAAUAAUAGUGAAGACAUCAAAACUAUGAAAUAACACAUAUGGAAUCAUGUGGUAACCAAAAAAGUGUUCAACAAAUCAAAAUAUAUUUUAGAUUCUUCAAAGUAGCCACCCUUUGCCUUGAUGACAGCUUUGCACACUCUUGGCAUUCUCUCAACCAGCUUCAUGAGGUAGUCGCUUUGUCCUAUGUGUUUUUUAUUUCAGUUUUCACACGCAACAACUGUAGUUUGGACAUUUUUGAUCUGACGGCCCCACAAUCCAAAGCAAUAAGGUUGAUGUAGUAGUCUAUCAAAGUAAUCAGACCAAUUGUUUUACUACAUUUUAAUUUUACUAUGUAAAUGCUUUGCAUUAAAUAGUAAAGUAUAACUUUUUCAGCUUCUUCCACUUUUAGGAGCUAAAGCAAGCCCCAUAACUUUACUUUAUGUAAAGUUACCAUCUAGUUAGCAAUGUUUUUGAAUGUACAAUGUCAUUGUAAAAACAAAAAGUUCCUAAAUGUUAUUUACACUGAACAAAAAUAUAAAUGCAACAAUUUCAAAGAUUUUACUGAUUUACAGUUCAUACAGUGAGGGAAAAAAGUAUUUGAUCCCCUGCUGAUUUUGUACGUUUGCCCACUGACAAAGACAUGAUCAGUCUAUAAUUUUAAUGGUAGGUUUAUUUGAACAGUGAGAGACAGAAUAACAACAAAAACAUCCAGAAAAACACAUGUCAAAAAAUGUUAUAAAUUGAUUUGCAUUUUAAUGAGGGAAAUAAGUAUUUGACCCCUCUGCAAAACAGUACUUAGUACUUGGUGGCAAAACCCUUGUUGGCAAUCACAGAGGUCAGAUGUUUCUUGUAGUUGGCCGCCAGGUUUGCACACAUCUCAGGAGGGAUUGUGUCCCACUCCUCUUUGCAGAUCUUCUCCAAGUCAUUAAGGUUUCGAGGCUGACGUUUGGCAACUCUAACCUUCAGCUCCCUCCACAGAUUUUCUAUGGGAUUAAGGUCUGGAGACUGGCUAGGCCACUCCAGGACCUUAAUGUGCUUCUUCUUGAGCCACUCCUUUGUUGCCUUGGCCGUGUGUUUUGGGUCAUUGUCAUGCUGGAAUACCCAUCCACGACCCAUUUUCAAUGCCCUGGCUGAGGGAAGGAGGUUCUCACCCAGGAUUUGACGGUACAUGGCCCCGUCCAUCGUCCCUUUGAUGCGGUGAAGUUGUCCUAUCCCCUUAGCAGAAAAACACCCCCAAAGCAUAAUGUUUCCAGCUCCAUAUUUGACGGUGGGGAUGGUGUUCUUGGGGUCAUAGGCAGCAUUCCUCCUCCUCCAAACACGGCGAGUUGAGUUGAUGCCAAAGAGCUCGAUUUUGUUCUCAUCUGACCACAAUACUUUCACCCAGUUCUCCUCUGAAUCAUUCAGAUGUUCAUUGGCAAACUUCAGACGGGCCUGUAUAUGUGCUUUCUUGAGCAGGGGGACCUUGCGGGCGCUGCAGGAUUUCAGUCCUUCACGGCGUAGUGUGUUACCAAUUGUUUUCUUGGUGACUAUGGUCCCAGCUGCCUUGAGAUCAUUGACAAGAUCCUCCCGUGUAGUUCUGGGCUGAUUCCUCACCGUUCUCAUGAUCAUUGCAACUCCACGAGGUGAGAUCUUGCAUGGAGGCCGAGAGAGAUUGACAGUUAUUUUGUGUUUCUUCCAUUUGCGAAUAAUCACACCAACUGUUGUCACCUUCUCACUAAGCUGCUUGGCGAUGGUCUUGUAGCCCAUUCCAGCCUUGUGUAGGUCUACAAUCUUGUUACUGACAUCCUUGGAGAGCUCUUUGGUCUUGGCCAUGGUGGAGACUGGUCAGGUUUCAAGACUGGUCAUUCAACUGAGACUGCUCUUCUCUGUGUCACGGAGGCUCUCCGCACUGCUAAAGCUAACUCUCUCCUCUGCUCUUGUCCUUCUAGACCUGUCUGCUGCCUUUGAUACUGUGAACCAUCAGAUCCUCCUCUCCACCCUCUCCGAGCUGGGCAUCUCCGGUGCGGCUCACUCUUGGAUUGCGUCCUACCUGACCGGUCGCUCCUACCAAGUGGCGUGGCGAGAAGCUGUCUCCGCACCACGUGCUCUCACCACUGGUGUCCCCCAGGGCUCAGUUCUAGGCCCUCUCCUAUUCUCGCUAUACACCAAGUCACUUGGCUCUGUCAUAUCCUCACAUGGCCUUUCCUAUCAUUGCUACGCUGACGACACACAACUAAUCUUCUCCUUUCCCCCUUCUGAUAACCAGGUGGCGAAUCGCAUCUCUGCAUGUCUGGCAGACAUAUCAGUAUGGAUGACGGAUCACCACCUCAAGCUGAACCUUGGCAAGACGGAGCUGCUCUUCCUCCCGGGGAAGGACUGCCUGUUCCAUGAUCUCGCCAUCACGGUUGACAACUCCGUUGUGUCCUCCUCCCAGAGUGCGAAGAGCCUUGGCGUGACCCUGGACAACACCCUGUCGUUCUCCGCUAACAUCAAGGCGGUGACCCGAUCCUGUAGGUUCAUGCUCUACAACAUUCGGAGAGUACGACCCUGCCUUACACAGGAAGUGGCACAGGUCCUAAUCCAGGCACUUGUCAUCUCCCGUCUGGAUUACUGCAACUCGCUGUUGGCUGGGCUCCCUGCCUGUGCCAUUAAACCCCUACAACUCAUCCAGAAUGCCGCAGCCCGUCUGGUGUUCAACCUUCCCAAGUUCUCUCACGUCACCCCACUCCUCCGCACACUCCACUGGCUUCCAGUUGAAGCUCGCAUCUGUUACAAGACCAUGGUGCUUGCCUAUGGAGCUGUGAGGGGAACGGCACCUCCGUACCUUCAGGCUCUGAUCAGUCCCUACACCCAAACGAGGGCAUUGCGUUCAUCCACCUCUGGCCUGCUGGCUCCCCUUCCUCUGCGGAAGCAUAGUUCCCGCUCAGCCCAGUCAAAACUGUUCGCUGCUCUGGCACCCCAAUGGUGGAACAAGCUCCCUCACGACGCCAGGACAGCGGAGUCACUCACCACCUUCCGGAGACAUUUGAAACCCCACCUCUUUAAGGAAUACCUGGGAUAGGAUAAAGUAAUCCUUCUACCCCUCCCUUACCCCCCUUAUUUCCCUCAUUAAAAUGCAAAUCAAUUUAUAAAAUUUUGGAAAUUGCGUUUUUUGGAUUUUGUUGUUGUUAUUCUGUCUCUCACUGUUCAAAUAAACCUACCAUUAAAAUUAUAGACUGAUCAUUUCUUUGUCAGUGGGCAAACGUACAAAAUCAGCAGGGGAUCAAAUACUUUUUUCCCUCACUGUAUAAGGAAAUCAGUCAAUUGAAAUAAAUGCAUUAGGCCCUAAUCUAUGGAUUUCACAAGACUGGGAAUACAGAAAUGCAUAUUUUUUUUAUUUUAAGUAGGGGCGUGGGUCAGAGAACCAGUCAGUAUCUGCUGUGACCACCAUUUGCCCAAUGCAGCGCAACACAUCUCCUUCGCAUAGAGUUGAUCAAGCUAUUGAUUGUGUCUGGAAUUUUGUUUGAAGUUGCUUGAUAUUGGCGGGAACUGGAAGACGCUGUCGUACACAUCAAUCUAGAGCAUCCCAAACAUGCUCAAUGGGUGACAUGUCUGGUGAGUUUGCAGGCCAUGGAAGAACUGGGACAUUUUCAGCUUCCAGGAAUUGUGUACAGAUUCUUGCGACGGGGCUGUGCCAUCUGGCAGGUGCAGAUGAAACCGGGAUUCAUCUGUGAAGAGCACACUUUUCCAGCGUGCCAGUGGCCAUCAAAGGUGAGCAUUUGCCCACUGAAGUCGGUUACGAGCACGCAGAUGAGCUUCCCUGAGACAGUUUCUAACAGUUUGUGCAGAAAUUAUUCGCUUGUGCAAACCCACAGUUUAAUCAGCUGUCCAGGUGGCUGGUCUCAGACGAUCCCGCAGGUGAAGAAGCCGAAUGUGGAGGUCCUGGGCUGGCCUGGUUACACGUGGUCUGCGGUUGUGAGGCAGUUUGGACGUACUGCCAAAUUCUCUAAAACGACGUUGGAGGCGGCUUAUGGUAUGGUAGCGAAAUGAACAUUCAAUUCUCUGGCAACAGCUCUGGUGGACAUUCCUGCAGUCAGCAUGCCAAUUGCACACUCCCUCGAAACUUGAGACAUCUGUGGCAUUGUGUUGUGUGACACAACUGCACAUUUAGAGUUGUCCUUUCAUUUUCCCCAGCACAAGGCGCACCUGUGUAAUGAUCAUGCUGUUUAAUCAGCUUAUUGAUAUGCCACACCUGUCAGGUGGAUGGAUUAUCUUGGCAAAGGAGAAAUGCGCACUAUCAGGGAUGUAAACAAAUUUGUACACAAAAUCGUAUAAAAAAAGCUUUUUGUGCGUAUUGAACAUUUCUGGGAUAUUUUAUUUCCGCUCAUGAAACCAACACGUUUAUAUUUUUGUUCAGUGUAGUUGUUUAGCUAUUACACAGGACAAUAAGAAACCCCAUUGGCUAUUUAUCAUUUCUAUAUUCAGAUUUUUAAAAAAAAUUUCUACCGUUACAUUGUUCAGAGUCAGAGUGCAUUCUCAGUGUGUGCUUCAGUUAGUUUUGAGACUACUAACCCUUAGCCUUCUCUUUGAUGUAGUAGUCUCAAAACUAACUGAAGCACCCCACUGAGAAUGCAAUCUGACUCUGAACAAUGUAACGGUAGAAAUAUUUUUUUAAAAUCUGAAUAUAGAAAUGAUAAAUAGCCAAUGGGGUUUCUUAUUGUCCUGAGUAAUAGCUAAACAACUACACUGAACAAAUAUAUAAACGUGUUGGUUUCAUGAGCGGAAAUAAAAUAUCCCAGAAAAGAUUUUGUGCACACAUUUGUUUAACUGAAGGAAUGUAUUUAUUCCUUUUAGUAGCGGCUAGAAUAUGAUACAGCAGAAGGUGGCAAUUUUGGAAGUUGUGGUUCUCUGUAGCUCAAUUGGUAGAGCAUGGCGCUUGUAACGCCAGGGUAGUGGGUUCGCCGGGACCACCCAUACGUAAAAAUGUAUGCGCACAUGACUGUAAGUCGCUUUGGAUAAAAGCGUCUGCUAAAUGGCAUAUUAUUAUUAUAACAUAAGUCGUGUGUAACCAACCUUUUAUUUUGAAAAGCCAACCAUUAUUCUAAAAAACGAUCCAGGAAAUAGCGUAACAACAACAAACAAAAGAGAUGUGUGUGAAACAUACCGUCUAUGGUGUGAACUGUGUAGUCUCAAGACGUUGACUACACUGCAAUGCAAAUUACUAUAACAUAAGUGUUUAACAUAGACAUAGUGCCAAGGACAUGACCGAUACCGUUGCCUUUCAUGCUCAGCUAGCCUCCAUCAUUGAGGUUUUGGCGAAUGCAGCCGUUGCCGAAAUCUGCAAACUUGUAGAUGACGGCCAUGCUGCCUUACGUUUGGAAAUUUCCCAUAGCCAGAAAGAAAUCGAGAACUUGCGGAGGAAGCUGCUUUUGACAAAGUUCCAGAAUUCUCGACGGAGCGCAGAGAGAUUCGGAGCCCUGCGACGCACAGUUCACAGGCGAGUGGACACCGAUCAUGUUGCCCGGGAAAGAGAGAGCUUCGUAGGAAAGUCAACAGGCAGACUUGGAUAUUGUAGGUUUUUUACCUUAUUUUAAAACGUUCAAAAUAAUUGUUAAUGUAGAAUAUAUAACGUUCAUGAAGGGUUCUCUUUUCAGGUGCAGUGGAAAAUCGUUUUGCCUACAGUGAAAGAGGCAACUGUAUGCAGGUUGUCACCAACUGGACAGACCAGGAUGGCGUCAUGCAGGUCAGCUGUCAUGGACAUGGUCAAAUAAUUAUUUGUGUUCACAUAUUUCAAAUGGUGGUGGGAUUUUUAUUUUUAUUUUACCCUUAUUUUACCAGGUAAGUUGACUGAGAACACAUGCUCAUGUACAGCAAGGACCUGGGGUAUAGUUACAUGGGAAAGGAGGCGGGGUGAAUGAGGUAUGAGGGCCAGAUUGGGAAUUUAGCCAGGACACCAGGGUUAACACCCCUACUCUUAUGAUAAGUGCCAUGGGAUCUUUAGUGACCAAAGAGAGUCAGGACACCCUUUAAAGACCCAUCUGAAAGACUGCAUUUUACACAGGGAAAUGCCCCCAAUCAUUGUUUUCCCAUAUUUAAAAUGGUGUUGGGGAUAUUUUUUCUAAUAAAAUGUUUCUGAUGAAUGCACAAAACAGAUAGGAGAUAUGCAAGAGGCACCUCUUAUCAAAUUGGAGAACUUUGAUACCAGCAGAACAGAAGGUAUGUUUAUGCAACUUAACAAAUCUAUCCAAUUUACACUUUGUUAAGUAAAGCCUUUAUUGCGGUAUUUGAUUAACUUCUUAGUCAUUACCCAUAAUUAAUAAACAAGGCAAAGAAGAAUCAGUCUCCACUACAGGAAGCUGAUGUUGUGCUUUACUUUGCCCCAUUUCAGAGAUUGUCCAACCGGUCAGUGAAAAGAUUGUUGUGGCAGAACCAGGUUCUUCAUCAUCUACUGAAACCACAGACCUUCUGGACCAGCAGGGCAACAGACACAGAGCUCCAGACACCACACUCAAUAUAGAACCUGAAAACCAGACGUUCCAGCAUCCAGCAUCACAAUACAACAGAGCAAGACAGGACCAUCAGGUUGCUGAGUGUGUCACCUUGGAAACUGACCAUCAACCCAUAGCAUACAGCCUGUCCCAAUGGACAGAGAACCAAGAGACUGACAACCGAACUGUGAAUGCUCCUCACAAUGCAGGGCCAGACUCCAAGAGGCUGUCUGAACAUCCAGAGAGGAGUGGGGCGCCUGGUAACUCUGGGGUCUGCAUGUCUGCUUUGGGCUCUCUGGACUGGCUGCCUGAUGUGAUGCUGGUGGACUCGGUUCCUAUUAAAGUGGAGGCAGAUAUGAGUUCAGAAUGGAGCAUAACAGGUCAAGAGGUGACAUCUGGAGAGGUCUAUUCAGAGGGCAGGCAGCUUGUGGACAACAGAGGAAGAGGGGGAAUAGAGUCUGGACAGACAAAGUGUCCCACUGACACUCAAAACACAGAGCAAGGGACAACUGUAGGAUCAAGAUACAAGUUGCCAGAUUUCAACGGACUGUCCAACCCAAACAGCUUUUCAUCCCCAAGGGUUACUCUCCAACAGGUUCCCCAAAGAGGGAAGCAAGCCCCCUUCCCGAAUUUCAACAGAGGCUCAACUUCUUCAUCGAAAGGCAUAGAAAAGCAGCCGCAACAGCUGACGUCUCACUCCACCAAGAGGCAGCUCCGGUGCACUCUCUGCGGAAAACUUUUCCACCAGCCGGCGCACCUGCGGAGUCACAUGCGGGUCCAUACGGGGGAGAAACCGUUCGGCUGCAGCCACUGCACCAAGCGUUUCUCCCACAGCCACCAGCUGAAGAUGCAUGAGAGGGUGCACACCGGAGAGAAACCGUUUCAAUGUGUCUACUGUGGGAAGUGCUUCACCCAGUCUGGCCACAUGAAGAAGCACCUCCUCGUCCACACUGGCAGCAGGCCACUGGAUGUUGGGCUGCCCUGAGUGUUCCAGGGUGAAGUUUCCCCUAGGUACAGAUCUAGGAUCAGCUUCCUCUCCCCCAAUCCUAACCUUAACCAUUAGUGGAAAAAAAUGUAUAAGUUAGGAUGUGAAGAUUUUAAACAUGACAUUUUAGUCAGUCAGCAGAAGCUCUUAUCCAUAGUGACUUACAAGAGCAAUAGGGGUUAAGUGCUUUGCUCAAGGCACACCAACAGAUUUUUCAGCUUGGUCGGCUCAGGGAUUAGAACCUGCGACCUUUCGGUUACUGGCGCAACGCUACCUGCCACUAGGCUACAUCCUUAUGAAUUUGUAUUCGUGCAGUGGUGAACCGAAGUACAAUAAUUAAGACUUAAUUUCCAUUAACCUGUCAACAAGAUGGAUUCCCUAUCAGACUGAUAGGCUGUAAAGAUGUAAAGGGAAUUAAUAUCGGUGAAAGAACAGUAAUUAAGAAUUCAGGAAGCUCUGGACAGGUGCCUGGCGAGCAAGGCCUGUUGGUGGUCGAGAGAUCGUUGUUCGGCUCAUCUCGUACCUGGACGCAGAGAAGAGGAGGAGGAAGGCUCAGGGUUCCCGGACGCCAGCGCACUCCUGGCCCU
Messenger RNA from Coregonus sp. 'balchen', 16212 nucleotides. Lineage: Eukaryota; Metazoa; Chordata; Actinopteri; Salmoniformes; Salmonidae. The record is from the annotation of a GenBank genome assembly.